Molecule: messenger RNA, 2586 nt
Organism: Penicillium concentricum
Lineage: Eukaryota; Fungi; Ascomycota; Eurotiomycetes; Eurotiales; Aspergillaceae
Gene: cyc8
Product: putative transcriptional corepressor Cyc8
Exons: 6
Coding region: 1-2586 (861 amino acids)
Biological process (GO): regulation of gene expression
Molecular function (GO): RNA polymerase II cis-regulatory region sequence-specific DNA binding; protein binding; chromatin DNA binding
Source: RefSeq, a predicted model, not a curated record
AUGUCUCAUACUCAACCAUCACCCACCGCGGGUGUAGCUCCUCACCAUGCGGCAGCGCAUCUCGCAGCACAUGCGCAGGCGCAGGCACAGGCCAAUGGUCAUAUGUCCGCAAUUCCUGUGCAAGGUCAAAAGGGAGUCCCUUCUCUCACAACCGCACAGAAGAUAGCCACACUCAAUGAACAAGUAUGGCUUCAAAUAGGAAGCUUGACCGAAUUGAUGGGCGACCUAGAGGGUGCGAUGAAUGCCUAUGAGCAGGCCCUGCGUCACAACCAGUGGUCUAUCUCAGCCAUGAAUGCCAUUUCAUGCAUUCUCCGGACAAAAGAGCAGUUCCCAAAAGCGAUUGAGUACUUGCAGAAUAUUUUGAAGUUGGAUCCGAGCAAUGGAGAGACUUGGGGCAGCUUGGGCCAUUGCCACCUCAUGAUGGAUAACUUGCAAGAGGCAUACACCUCUUACCAGCAAGCCCUUUAUCACUUGCGCGACCCUAAGGAACCCAAGCUGUGGUAUGGAAUCGGUAUCUUGUAUGAUCGCUAUGGUUCUCUGGAUCAUGCGGAAGAGGCUUUCUCGCAGGUGAUGCGUAUGGCGCCCGAUUUCGAGAAGGCCAAUGAGAUCUACUUCCGCCUGGGAAUCAUAUACAAGCAGCAGCAGAAGUUCAACCAGAGUUUGGAGCGACCCCCACGCCCUCUGACCGAAGAAGACAUCUGGUUCCAGAUUGGCCAUGUUCACGAGCAACAGAAAGACUUUGAGUCUGCUCAAUCUGCCUACCAGCGUGUCCUUGAGCGGGAUCCAAACCACGCCAAAGUUCUCCAGCAACUUGGAUGGCUCUACCAUCAGCAGAGUAAUGCUUUCCAGAGCCAGGAGAAGGCCAUCCAGUUUCUGGAGAAGUCUGUUAAUGCUGAUAACAAUGACGCUCAAAGUUGGUAUCUCCUCGGUCGUUGCUACAUGUCCAUGGCGAAAUACCCCAAGGCGUAUGAAGCCUACCAGCAAGCGGUCUAUCGCGAUGGGCGCAACCCUACCUUCUGGUGCUCGAUUGGUGUUCUCUACUACCAGAUCAACCAAUACCGCGAUGCUCUCGAUGCCUACUCUCGUGCGAUCCGCCUGAACCCUUACAUCUCGGAGGUUUGGUAUGACCUGGGCACUUUGUACGAAUCGUGCAACAACCAGAUCGCCGAUGCCCUGGAUGCAUACGGACGCGCCGCGGACCUUGAUCCGAGCAACGUCCACAUCAAGGCUCGUCUGCAGCUGCUUCAAAGUCAGUUGUCUGCUGGCACGGCUGGACAACAGCCGCCCACUGCCCCCGCGCCUCAGCCGCAGGAUGUUCAUCCUCAGGCUUAUCAGGCACCUGGCGUUGGUGCACCUCCAGCUCCUCAAUGGGGUGCCCCAGCCCCCAUCGGUCCGCCUCCACAGGCUCCUGCUCCCCCAAGGCAGAUCCCUGACUGGAACCGUGGUAUCAACGAGCUUCAGUCUCAGAGCCAAGGUCCCCCAUCGAACGGUCUUGACCAGCGCGAUGCUCGGAUCCCCGGUGCUCCCGCUCAAAGUCCUCGACAGGAGCCUGGUCGGGCCUUCCCAGAUCCCCGUGGCGCGCCUCGCUCGCCAAAGAUGGGUGAUCCCAAUGCUUACCCGCCUCCUCACACCCUACCUCAGCUUGGAAAUGCUCCUGGUCCAGGCCACGAACGCGCCCCCAGUGGCGGAAAUGCCUUUGGUGCGCGAGGUGCCAUGCCGACUGGUCUACCCGCCGCUCCUGCUGGCCCCCCUGGACCUCCCGGCCCCAACGGCGGUGCUCCUCCUUACCAGAAUCGUCCUUUCAGUCCUGCUCCUGAAAUUCGCCCUAUUCGCGAUGAGCGUCCCUCUUCGCCUGGCUCAGGAUACCCUCUCCAACAGUUCCACCCCGGUCCUACUCUCCCCCCACAAGUCCCAGGCGGUAACUCCAUCGCUUCUGGUGCCCCGGCCCCUUCUUCGGCUGCUACUGCUGCUGAGGCUGCCGCCCGUGAUCGCGAAGAUCGCCCCCCAUCUGCAAUGAAGCGCGGCCGCGAAUGGGAGGCUGAUGCCGGUCCAGUCAAGAAGCAUGAAAAUCAAGAGAGCCGUGCUCGUCUGGAUGACCAGAACAGCCGCCGCCCGAGUCCACCCGCUCGUUUGCCUUCUCCUGGUGAGAUGCAACGACGAAGCUCCUCCGAGGCCCGCCGCGAGGACGCCCGUCGUGCCAAUGAGAACUACCACCCCUCGGAGGCUGCCCACCACCCUCCUACUCUGCCUUCGAUCCAAGAUAUGCCUCCCCGCCCUUCUGCUGGCCCCAGUCUUCCUCCGAUGGCUGAAGGCUCUGUCCCCCCAUCCAACGCUCCCCCUCUGGACCUCCUUCCGCCAACACCCCGGUCAAGGAGGAAGCUCCUCGCCCCCGAGGCUCCCCCUGCCCACGAGCCCCCCGCGCGCAAGAUGGAGGUCGAUGAAGACUACGAUGACGAAGUUGAGGAAGAGAAGAAGGCUGCUGCUGGUUCCAAGGGCAGCCCCAAUGGUAGCGCUGCUGGCAACCCCACUAAUGGUGCCGGAAAUGCCCGUGCCACUACUCCAUCUAAGGUCGAGCCCACAGCAUAA